AUGGACCCGGAGCGCUGCGCGCCUUUCGGCGUGGGGCCGGGGCCCGGCUCCUACGCUGCCACGGGGGACGAACCUCCAGGCCCCCAGGGGACCCCGACCGCCACGCCUCACCUGCACCCCGCGCCGCCCCACGGCCCACGGUUGACCCGCUUUCUGGCCUGCGGGCCCCUGGAGCCCUACCUCCCAGAGCCGGCCAAGCCGCCAGCGAAGUACCUGCAGGACCUCGGGCCUGGCCCGGCCCUCAACGGCUGCCACUUCUACGAGGGCCCCGCGGAAGCUGAAGAGAAGGCCUCCAAAGCCUCCAGCUUCCCCCAGCUGCCCCUGGACUGCCAAGGAGGCUCCAGGGACAGGCCCUCUAACUUGCAAGGCUCCUCGGGUCCCUGCCUGGCCAGCCUGCGUGUCCCUCUGUCCCCUGGACUCCCCGGGUCCAUGGAGUUGGCCAAGAACAAGAGCAAGAAGCGCCGUAACCGCACCACCUUCAGCACCUUCCAGCUGGAGGAGCUGGAAAAGGUCUUCCAGAAAACCCACUACCCUGAUGUGUAUGCCCGGGAGCAGCUGGCUGUGCGCACGGACCUGACGGAGGCCCGGGUACAGGUCUGGUUCCAGAACCGCAGAGCCAAGUGGAGGAAGCGCGAGCGUUACGGGAAGAUCCAGGAGGGGAGGAACCCCUUCACGGCUGCCUAUGACAUCUCUGUGCUGCCCCGCACCAACAGCCACCCCCAGCUGCAGAACUCCCUGUGGGCCAGCCCAGGGUCAGGGAGCCCUGGGGGCCCCUGCCUGGUGUCCCCAGAGGGCAUCCCCUCCCCGUCCAUGUCCCCUUACUCCCACUCCCAUGGGAACGUGGCUGGCUUCAUGGGGGUGCCAGCCUCCCCUGGAGCCCACCCUGGCAUCUACUCUAUCCACGGCUUUUCCCCCACCCUGGGGGGCCACAGCUUUGAGCCCUCCCCGGACGGCAACUACAAGUCUCCAGGCCUCGUCUCGCUCAGGGUGAAGCCCAAGGAGCCGCCCAGCUUGCUGAACUGGACCACGUGAUCAGCCAUGUGAUAUGCAGACUGAGCUGCUCACCCCCUUUUCUGUUCCCAGCUGCUCCACUCUGCCCCUGCCUGGACCCCAGAGAGGAUACACCUCUGCCUCCAAGCCCACUUGGCUCCUGGAGGCCUGGGCAGAGCAGCUGGGAUCCUCAGCUCCAGGAUUCUUUCUCUUAGAAUAAGGUGGGACUGCCCAGGGCAAAGCCAGCUUCAAAGCAGGUGCCCAGGCCUCUUCUUACCACAAACUGGGUUCCCUCGCCCAAAAAGGCCCGGAGGGAAGAAGACACUACCCUGCUUCCUCCAGACUUUGUCCAAGUCUGUAUCUGUCCGACUGAAGUGGCUUAAUUGGCUCCUCAUUCAGGGAACCCCUUCAGAAAUGAGGAGGGGGCUGCAGAUUGAACUGGGGGGAACUCCUUGAGAAGUCCAGAAAACCAAAAGAAGAAUCUUGUUUGACCACCUAAGGCCAGCCUUGCCUCCCCUUCCCAUCACCAGGGGCGUGCACCCAGUGUCCUGGUGCUGACAAAGGCCUGGAAGCUGAGAGGUCAGUGUAAACGAGGCCCCCGUCUCCCCAACUCCAGCCAUACCUGACUCCUGCUCCGCGUCCCCUUCCCCUUCCAAAGGGGCAGAAAUUCCGCCAGCAACCACUGAAUUGUGGAUUCUUUUCCAUGGGAUCAAGCCAGAGCUGUACCAUGAAACCACAGGAUGCCUUGGUCUCUGGAUGUUGGUGAGAGUAAAACAGAUUUCCACAGAUUCGGAGCCCCUGAGAUCCCAACCCAGACUUUUGUAAAGAUACUUUUGUAAAAAACAUGCUGCCUAGCGUAACAAUAAAGGUGGUGGAAUUUUUUUUAUCCCAGG
This is a messenger RNA of Loxodonta africana (African savanna elephant), 1883 nucleotides long. It is a transcript of the gene ALX3, whose product is annotated as ALX homeobox 3. Bases 1 to 1032 code for a protein of 343 amino acids. The record is from RefSeq and is a predicted model, not a curated record. Gene Ontology annotation, biological process: regulation of transcription by RNA polymerase II. NCBI's taxonomy places the organism in Eukaryota, Metazoa, Chordata, Mammalia, Proboscidea, Elephantidae. The transcript has 4 exons. Gene Ontology annotation, molecular function: DNA-binding transcription factor activity, RNA polymerase II-specific; RNA polymerase II transcription regulatory region sequence-specific DNA binding.